CUUGGAAUGACUCUUGUUUCUUUUGGUGAAAUUGGUGUAUUUGCAUGAAAAUUUCUAAUGUGUAGUUGACAUAUUUAAAAUUUUUGAACGUGUGGUAGUCUGAAUCUUUACGUUUCUUCACAUUUGAAGAUUCCUUGUAAGCACCAAUCGUCGUGUGGUCUUAAAAGUCUUGCAAAAAUAAAAGUCAGCGGCGGCAAAAUGGAAGAAGACUUAUUAAAUGAUUCGUGUAGUCUGAAGACUUAUUAAAUGGAAGAAGACUUAGACGUUAGGAUAUAUAACAUCGUUUUGACAUGUUCUCUUGAUUCGUUUUUGAUAACCUGUUAAAUUAUCUGCCAUACUAAAAUUCAAUGAAGACCAUGUCAAUGUAAUGCAAGGAGAUCAUGUUUAAGUAUACCACUAUAAGAAGCGAACGAAUAUGCGAUGAGAGGAAAUUCAAAAGAGAAACACAUUUAGAGAGAAAGAAAGAGAAAGGUAUAAGAAGAUGAAGUUGCAGCCUGAGCACGGUGUGUCCUGGGUGGCUUAUUUCUUCUUGAUGGCUAUUUUCGUGCUCGCAUGUAUAGCAGCGAAUAAGUACUUACUCUGGAUCAUAAUUAUUCUUGCAAACACCAUCAGCAUUUUGAGCAUUGUGCGUAGCAUUAGCUAUAUAAAAAAAGUAAUGAAGCACCAGAAGGACACCAAGCUCCAACGAAUAUUCUUUGAGAAAAAUGGCGGCGACAUGUUGAUAGAGCGACUCUCGGGAGCAGGGUCAUCAAACAUUGAUGUCAAAAUCUUUACGGAGGAUGACAUGAAGGAAGCAACUAAUGGUUAUGAUGAGAGCAGAAUCUUGGGUCAUCAAGGAGGCCAAGGGACAGUCUACAAAGGGAUAUUGCCAGACAACUCCAUCGUUGCAGUAAAGAAAACUCGGCUAGGAGACAACAACCAAGUAGAGCAGUUCAUCAACGAAGUGCUAGAGCUUUCACAAAUUAACCACAAGAACGUUGUCAAGCUCUUGGGUUGCUGUCGAGAGACUGAAGUCCCCUUGUUGGUCUAUGAAUUCAUUACCAGUAGCACCCUUUUCGAUCAUUUGCACGGUUCCUGCAUGUUUGCUUCUUCUCUUACAUGGGAACACCGCCUGAAGAUAGCAAUAGAAGUCGCUGGAGCUAUAGCAUAUCUUCACUCCGCUGCUUCUAUUCCAAUCAUCCAUCGCGAUGUCAAAACUGAAAAUAUUCUCCUGGAUGAAAACUUAACUGCAAAAAUAGCUGACUUUGGCGGUUCAAAGUUGAUGCCAAUGGAUAAAGAGCAGUUCACAGCUAUGGUGCAAGAUACUCUCGGAUAUUUAGACCCAGAAUACUAUACCACAUGGCUUCUGAACGAAAAGAGCGAUGUUUAUAGCUUUGGGGUAGUCCUCAUGGAACUGAUAUCAGGUCAAAAGGCAUUGUGCUUUGAAAGGCCAGAGACUUCAAAACAUUUGGUGAGUUACUUUGUUUCGGCCACGAAAGAGAAUAGGUUGCAUGAGAUUAUUGACGACCAAGUGUUGAACGAGGACAAUCAGAGUGAAAUCCAAGACGCUGCAAGAAUUGCUGUUGAAUGUACAAGACUGAUGGGAGAGGAAAGGCCAAGCAUGAAAGAAGUAGUUGCAGAGCUAGAAACCUUGAGAGUCAAAACAACCAAACAUAAGUGGUCGGAUCAGUAUCCUGAGGAGAGUGGACACUUGCUUGGUAGUAACAUCGUGUUUGCACAAGGCCAUACCAGUAGCCGUGGUUAUGACAGCAUCAAGAAUGUAGCAACGUUUGACAUUGAAGCUGGUCGCUGAUAAAUUCACAUGUAUAUCUUUUGUUUGUGAUAAAGUAUUGUUUACUUCUUUAUUGCUUAUCUCCUCUUUGUCUUUCUAAACAUUUAAAAACCAUUAUUUAUCAAAACAUGACAUUCAACAACGUAACAUUGAGAUC
Arabidopsis lyrata subsp. lyrata is the source of this 1928-nucleotide messenger RNA. Its product is annotated as putative wall-associated receptor kinase-like 16. Lineage: Eukaryota; Viridiplantae; Streptophyta; Magnoliopsida; Brassicales; Brassicaceae. The record is from RefSeq and is a predicted model, not a curated record. Gene Ontology annotation, biological process: protein phosphorylation; cell surface receptor signaling pathway. Gene Ontology annotation, cellular component: plasma membrane. Gene Ontology annotation, molecular function: ATP binding; protein serine/threonine kinase activity.